UCGAGCGAGACUUGAAGGGCUGAGGAGGGUUACAAAGUUAGAAGUAUAAGUGUGGUUAUGUUCUACAUUAGUGUGUUAUUUAGUCCUAAACACAUGUUAAUGAUGCAAUGGAUUAUUAUGUUGUUUAAAGAAGAUUAAUACUCAAGAUAUAGUUUAGCAUCCAACAUUUCAUUAUGGGUACUACGGGAGAACGUGUGCAAAUUAAUCUUGGAAAUAAUCCAAUCAAAAAGAAUAAACAAGGACCUGUAAAGAAUUUGGAGGAUAAAUGGAAACUAGUCCCAGCUUUUUUGAGUGUUAAAGGACUUGUGAAACAGCAUAUCGACUCAUUCAAUCAUUUCGUUAACAUCGAAAUAAAAAAUAUUGUCAAAGCCAACGAAAAGGUCCUCAGUGAUGCUGAUCCUUUGUUUUAUGUCAAGUACCUGAAUAUCUAUGUGGGCUUGCCUGAUGUGGAGGAAGGAUUCAACAUAACAAGAUCUACCACACCUAAUGAGUGUCGACUGAGAGACCUGACGUACUCAGCUCCCAUCACGGUUGACAUUGAGUAUACGAGAGGAAGCACUAGAGUGGCCAGGAGUAAUCUGCUCAUUGGCAGAAUGCCGAUAAUGCUGCGGAGCUCCAACUGUGUCUUGUUCAAUAAGUCAGAAUAUGAACUCUCGAAACUGAACGAAUGCCCACAUGAUCCUGGUGGCUAUUUUAUCGUCAGAGGAACGGAAAAGGUGAUCCUGAUUCAAGAACAGCUGUCCAGGAACAGGAUGAUAGUAGAGGAAGACCGCAAGGGUGGUAUCCAGUGUCAGGUGACAAGUAGCACCUACGAUAAGAAGUCUCGCACUAACAUCAUCAUGAAACGAGGCAAAUACUAUAUGAAACAUAAUCUUCUACAAGAUGAUAUUCCGAUUGUAGUGGUGUUCAAAGCGAUGGGCUAUCAGUCAGACCAACAGAUUGUACAAAUGAUAGGCACUGAGCCGGAGAUUCUCAAAAAGCUAGGACCAUCGCUAGAGGAAUGCUACACUGUUGAUGUGUUCACUCAAACACAGGCUCUCAACUACAUUGGCAGGAAAGCCAAACAGAAAAGGUUUUUCGGUCCGAGUGGUAAACCAAAGCCUCCUGUGGAUGAAGCAAGAGAUAUGUUGGCUACGGUUAUACUUGCCCAUGUUCCGGUUGAAAACUUCAACUUCAAGCUGAAGGCUGUGUACACGGCUCUGAUGUUGCGUCGAGUGAUGCAGGCUCAGGACGAUCCAGAAGCAUUAGAUGACCGCGACUACUACGGUAACAAGCGGCUGGAGUUGGCUGGGUCACUACUGUCACUCAUGUUUGAAGAUUGUUUCAAGCGGUUCAACAGUGAGUUGAAGGCGAUUGCAGACAAGAACAUACCCAAGAUCAAAGCAGCUCAGUUUGACAUUGUGAAACAUAUGAGGCAGGAUCUGAUCACUAACGCACUAGUCUUUGCUAUCUCAACUGGCAACUGGACAAUCAAAAGGUUUAAGAUGGAGCGACAGGGAGUAACCCAAGUGUUAUCUCGUCUGUCAUACAUUUCAGCCCUUGGAAUGAUGACACGAGUGAACUCCCAGUUCGAGAAGACUCGCAAAGUGUCCGGACCCCGAUCCCUGCAGCCAUCCCAGUGGGGCAUGUUGUGUCCCUCUGACACACCUGAGGGAGAGGCCUGCGGUCUAGUGAAGAACCUGGCUCUGAUGACUCACAUCACUACAGAGCUGGAUGAGGGGCCAAUAGCACAAGUGCUGUACAACAUCGGAGUGGAACACAUCAGUCUGCUGGCAGGAGAAGAGAUGUAUGCUCCUGGAGUAUACAUGGUCAUACUCAAUGGUAAUAUUUUGGGAGUGACCGGUAACUACCGCCACGUGGUGAGGGUUUUCCGACUGUUGCGGAGGUGUGGUCGUGUUUGUGGCUUUGUCUCCAUUUAUCCUCAACAUAAACACAGAUGUGUUUAUAUUUCCUGUGAUGGAGGAAGGCUUUGCAGACCAUACAUAAUUGUGGAAAAAGGAGAAUCACUAGUGAAACAAUUCCAUCUUGACGAGUUGAACCAAGGCAUCCGAAAGUUUCAUGACUUUCUCAUAGAUGGGCUCAUCGAGUACUUGGAUGUAAACGAGGAGAAUGAUUCGAUGAUAGCGUUGGAUGAGGAGAGCAUAAUACCUGAGCAGACAACGCACCUAGAGAUAGCCGCGUUUACACUAUUAGGAGUGUGUGCUGGCCUUGUCCCGUACCCCCAUCACAAUCAGAGCCCUCGUAACACAUACCAGUGUGCUAUGGGAAAACAGGCGAUGGGCACCAUUGGCUACAAUCAACGCAACCGGAUAGACACACUCAUGUACAAUCUGGUGUACCCUCAAGCUCCAAUGGUCAAAUCAAGGACUAUUGAACUAAUAAAUUUUGACAAGCUACCUGCAGGACAGAAUGCCACAAUCGCAGUCAUGAGCUACUCGGGAUACGAUAUCGAGGAUGCUCUGAUACUGAACAAAGCUUCUCUUGAUCGAGGAUAUGGCCGCUGCCUGGUGUACCGCAAUGCCAAGUGCACACUGAAGCAGUACGCUAACCAGACCUACGACAGGAUACUGGGGCCCGUGGUGGAUGCUGAUUCCAAGAAACCCAUCUACAAGUGUGAGCCACUGGACACUGACGGCAUCGCCAGUCCUGGAGAGAUGGUCAAGGAGAGGCAGGUGCUGGUGAACAAGUCAAUGCCUGUGGUAAGCACCACCUCUCAAGGGUCCAUCAGCAGUCCCCAGCCAACCCCAGAGUUCAAGGAGGUUCCCAUCAUGUACAAGGGCUCUGUGCCCAGCUACGUGGAGAAAGUGAUGGUGUCCUCCAACAAUGAGGAUGCUUUCCUCAUUAAGCUACUGCUGAGACAGACUCGGCGACCCGAGAUUGGAGACAAGUUCAGCAGCAGGCAUGGACAAAAAGGGGUCACAGGUCUGAUAGUGGAUCAAGAAGACCUGCCAUUCAAUGACUACGGCAUCUGUCCUGAUAUGAUCAUGAAUCCUCAUGGUUUCCCAUCUCGAAUGACUGUGGGAAAACUGAUUGAACUUCUGGCUGGAAAAGCUGGCCUUAUGGAGGGAAAAUUUCAUUAUGGAACAGCUUUUGGAGGGUCAAAGGUGUCCGAUGUCUGUGAGGAGCUGGCAAAGCAUGGCUUUAACUAUCAGGGCAAGGACAUCUUCUACUCUGGCAUCACUGGAGAACCACUGCAGGCUUACAUAUAUUCUGGCCCAGUGUACUACCAGAAGCUGAAGCACAUGGUGCAAGAUAAGAUGCAUGCCAGAUCCCGAGGACCCAGAGCCGUGUUGACCAGACAGCCCACCGAGGGCAGGAGCAGAGAGGGUGGUUUGCGACUCGGCGAGAUGGAGCGUGAUUGCCUCAUUAGCUACGGAGCUAGUAUGCUGCUUAUUGAGAGACUGAUGAUAUCAAGUGAUGCGUUUGACGUGGAUGUCUGUAAUCAAUGCGGCCGCCUGGGUUAUUCUGGCUGGUGUCAUGGCUGCCACAGCAGUGCCUCUGUGUCCACCAUCAGGAUACCUUACGCCUGCAAGCUGUUGUUCCAGGAGCUGCAGUCUAUGAACAUCGUUCCUCGCCUUUCUCUCAAGAACUACUGUGAUUAAUUAGCUGUACGUGUACAUUUUUUCUUUUGUAUAAAUUAUUUUGUUAUGAGUUGAA
Homalodisca vitripennis (glassy-winged sharpshooter) is the source of this 3657-nucleotide messenger RNA. It is a transcript of the gene RpIII128, whose product is annotated as DNA-directed RNA polymerase III subunit RPC2. Gene Ontology annotation, cellular component: RNA polymerase III complex. Gene Ontology annotation, molecular function: DNA binding; ribonucleoside binding; DNA-directed RNA polymerase activity. Lineage: Eukaryota; Metazoa; Arthropoda; Insecta; Hemiptera; Cicadellidae. Bases 174 to 3602 code for a protein of 1142 amino acids. Gene Ontology annotation, biological process: DNA-templated transcription. The record is from RefSeq and is a predicted model, not a curated record. The transcript is spliced from 23 exons.